AUGAGCCCCUUGUUCGGAGCCUUUGUCUCUCUCCGUGACGCCCAGGAGCUGCCUUUUGGGCAACCUCCACCACCUCUGGCCGGAGACCUCGCCGAGAUGCUCACACGGGAUUAUUUGUCCCGUUUUUCCUCCCCGGGCCGUGCCAGGAGAAGCUGCUGUUGGCAGCGUGUGCCCGGCCCCGUGCCCACCACCAGCCAGGCCAUGAAGACAGAGAAGGAGGAGGCUGUGCCCACCUUCCCCCUGGGGGGUAAAUACGCUGGAGAGGGGGCAGGCUGCAGUGAGGCCGCUCUGCCCGGCGGCCCCAUGCCCGUGGUGGGCACCGGAGGGACCCCAGCCCAGGACCUGAGGCCACUGAAGCGGAGACCUGUCCCAGGGAAGCACUACCAGUGCUCGAGCUACGGCUGCAAGCUGGCCUUCCCCAGCAUGCAGGAGCUGAUGGACCACCUGAAGGUCCACUACAGACCCACGCAGUCCCUUGAGG
Merops nubicus (carmine bee-eater) is the source of this 481-nucleotide messenger RNA. RefSeq names its product zinc finger protein 414 (gene ZNF414). NCBI's taxonomy places the organism in Eukaryota, Metazoa, Chordata, Aves, Coraciiformes, Meropidae. The annotation marks the transcript as partial. The record is from RefSeq and is a predicted model, not a curated record. The transcript is spliced from 4 exons.